AUGUUGGACAAGAACCAGCCCGUGGACCUCAGUGUUCUGGAGGAGGACAAAGGGUUUGAGGAGUUUCCUGAGGAACACUAAAAGGACGAGGACGCUCACGUGUGGGAGAUCAACUGUGACGACGACAACAUGGAGGACGACGUCUCCAACCAACUCAGAGCCGAGCUGGAGAAACACAGAUGA
Molecule: messenger RNA, 183 nt
Organism: Boleophthalmus pectinirostris (great blue-spotted mudskipper)
Lineage: Eukaryota; Metazoa; Chordata; Actinopteri; Gobiiformes; Gobiidae
Gene: sem1
Product: SEM1 26S proteasome subunit
Biological process (GO): mRNA export from nucleus; proteasome assembly; double-strand break repair via homologous recombination
Cellular component (GO): proteasome regulatory particle, lid subcomplex; proteasome complex
Source: RefSeq, a predicted model, not a curated record